Messenger RNA from Cuscuta epithymum, 466 nucleotides. The record is from the annotation of a GenBank genome assembly. Lineage: Eukaryota; Viridiplantae; Streptophyta; Magnoliopsida; Solanales; Convolvulaceae.
GAUGAAUGUCACAUUGAAGAUGGUAGGUUUCUAUCGCAGAGGGAAGUUGAGGCGUGGAAGCUAAGGGUCUGGUGGAUAAUAGGUGGUAUGCUGCAUAAUUGGGUGGAACGCAGGCAAUUUCCAGUGAUGACUUCUUAUACGAUGACAAUAAAUAAGAGUCAAGGCCAAUCUUUGACCCAUGUUGGACUCUUAUUAAACAAACAUGUCUUUACGCAUGGUCAAUUGUAUGUGGCAGUAUCUAGAGUGACAAACCGUAAGGAUUUGAGGAUAUUGAUUUGCGGUGAAGAUGGGAAAAGCACUGACCGUACUACAAAUGUUGUUUACAAAGAAGACUUUUGAAAUGUUUAGUCUUUGUAUGUCUCAUUGUAUGCUUCAAAUGUUUACAAACAAGUGUUUCGAAAUUUAUUGUGUGUUUCGUAUUUUUCUCUUAUCCUAAUAUAUAAAUCGUACCUAUCAUUAGUAAUAA